This is a messenger RNA of Asterias rubens (European starfish), 630 nucleotides long. RefSeq names its product protein argonaute-2-like. The record is from RefSeq and is a predicted model, not a curated record. The transcript has a single exon. NCBI's taxonomy places the organism in Eukaryota, Metazoa, Echinodermata, Asteroidea, Forcipulatida, Asteriidae. The coding region runs from base 1 to 630 and encodes 209 amino acids.
AUGGGCCACAGGCAUGAGGCCAGCAGGGCCACAGGCACGAGGCCAGCGGGGCCACAGGCACGAGGCCAGCAGGGCCACAGACACGAGGCCAGCAGGGCCACGGGCACGAGGCCAGCAGGGCGACAGGCACGCGGCCAGCAGGGCCACAGGCACGAGGCCAGCAGGGCCACAGGCACAAGGCCAGCAGGGCCACAGGCACGAGGCCAGCAGGGCCACAGGCACGAGACCAGCAGGGCCACAGGCACAAGGCCAGCAGGGCCACAGGCACGCGGCCAGCAGGGCCACAGGCACAAGGCCAGCAGGGCCACAGGCACGAGGCCAGCAGGGCCACAGGCACAAGGCCAGCAGGGCCACAGGCACGAGGCCAGCAGGGCCACAGGCACAAGGCCAGCAGGGCCACGGGGACGAGGCCAGCAGGGCCACGGGCACGAGGCCAGCAGGGCCACAGGCACGAGGCCAGCAGGGCCACAGGCACGAGGCCAGCAGGGCCACAGGCACGAGGCCAGCAGGGCCACAGGCACGAGGCCAGCAGGGCCACGGGUACGAGGCCAGCAGGGCCACAGGCACGAGGCCAGCAGGGCCACAGGCACGAGGCCAGCAGGGCCACAGGCACGAGGCCAGCAGUUUUAG